Molecule: messenger RNA, 1146 nt
Organism: Vigna umbellata (rice bean)
Lineage: Eukaryota; Viridiplantae; Streptophyta; Magnoliopsida; Fabales; Fabaceae
Product: polygalacturonase inhibitor-like
Molecular function (GO): protein binding
Source: RefSeq, a predicted model, not a curated record
GCUAUAAAAUUCAACACUCUCCCACAAUCGUUUCACAACCUUCUGAUAGCACCCAAAAUGGUAACUGUGUUAAGAUUAUGGUUUGUGACGCUGCUGUUGUUCUCCCCAGUUGCAUUGUCUGAACUGUGCAACCCACACGACAAGAAAGUAUUGCUGCAAAUCAAGAACGACUUAAACAACCCUUACCUUCUAGCAUCCUGGAACCCCGACACAGAUUGCUGCCAAUGGUACUGCGUUGAAUGCCACCCUAAAACGCACCGCAUCACCUCCCUCGUCAUUUUAUCCUCUGUUCCCGAAACCAAUUUCUCAGGGCAAAUACCACCCUCCGUCGGUGACCUACCUUACCUAGAGACCCUCGAAUUCCACAAGCUUCCUAAACUCACCGGCCCAAUCCAACCCACCAUCGCUAAGCUCACUAAACUCAAGGAGCUCUAUAUAAGCUGGACCAACAUUUCCGGCCCAGUACCCGAUUUUCUGGUCCAGCUCACUAAUCUCCAGUUUCUCGACCUUUCCUUUAAUAACCUCUCCGGCCCCAUACCGAGCUCGCUUUCCCGGUUGCCCAACCUGUUGUCCUUGCGCCUCGACCGGAACAGGCUCAUUGGUCCAAUCCCGGAUUCCUUUGGAUCAUUCAAGAGGCCUGGCCCAAGCCUUCUGCUGUCCCACAACCAGCUUUCGGGGCCCAUUCCUGCUUCCCUGGCCAACAUAGACCCACAACGGAUAGACUUUUCAAGGAACAAACUGGAAGGCGACGCUUCCAUGCUUUUCGGAAGCAACAAAACGACGCAGAUGGUUGACGUUUCGAGGAACUUGUUGGCGUUUGAUUUAUCGAGAGUGGAGUUUCCCACCAGCUUGAUAUCGUUGGAUUUGAAUCACAAUAAAAUCACCGGAAAGAUUCCAGUGGGAUUGACCGCAGUAGAUUUUCUACAGGGGUUCAACGUGAGCUAUAAUCGACUUUGUGGUGAGAUUCCGCAGGGAGGAAGACUGCAGAAGUUUGACGUGGAUUCCUAUUUUCAUAACAAGUGUUUGUGUGGAUCACCCCUUCCCAGUUGUAACUGACUUUUCAGUUCACUCCACCAACCUAAAUGCUAAAUUUCUAAUUCUAAUUCAAAUAAAAAUACUCGUUCCAAAAACAUUUAUACAUUGAAA